Molecule: messenger RNA, 1116 nt
Organism: Sporothrix brasiliensis 5110
Lineage: Eukaryota; Fungi; Ascomycota; Sordariomycetes; Ophiostomatales; Ophiostomataceae
Exons: 1
Coding region: 1-1116 (371 amino acids)
Biological process (GO): carbohydrate transport; transmembrane transport
Cellular component (GO): membrane
Molecular function (GO): carbohydrate:proton symporter activity
Source: RefSeq, a predicted model, not a curated record
AUGCCCUCCUACGGCUUCGACGUGCUGGCCCGGCGCGUCAGAAACAUCCAGCAGGCGCCGCGGGCCGUGCUUGUCAGCCCGCACCUGCUCGGCACGGCGUUUGUGUUUGCCUUUGCCGGGUUCCCGGCCGUCUGGAUCGUCCCCGCCGCCGCCAUGGCCGUCGUCGUGGCCGCCAGCUUCGCGUGCUGCGAGUCGCCCAGGUGGCUCAUGAUGGUCGACCGCUACGACGACGCGCUGGCCGCGCUCGUGCGCCUGCGCGGCCUGCCGGCCGACCACCCGCGCGUCCGGUCCGAGAUCACGGCCACCCAGGACGCCGUGCGCGCCGCCCACGUGGACGCGACGAGCGAGCGGGCGCGCGUCGGCGCCAACCUGCGGCGCGUCCAGCAGUGCCUCGUGUCCUAUCUGCUGGCCCAGCUGUCCGGCGCCAGCCAGAUCACGUCGUACCUCGUGCCCAUCAUGACGCUCAUGGGCGUCGCCGGCUCGACCGAGGACAAGCUGCGCCUCAGCGGCCUCUACGGCGUGGCCAAGCUGGCGUCCGUGCUGCUGGCGUCCUUUUGCCUCGUCGACACGCUCGGCCGCCGCCACUCGCUGUUCCUCGGCAUCGCCCUGCAGAUCGUCUCCGACGUCUACAUCGGCGUCUACCUCAGGUACAGCCAGGCCGGCCCCGUGCCGCGCGCCGCGUCGCAGGCCGCCCUGGGGUUUCUGUACAUCCACGGCUUCGGCUACUGCAUCGGCCUGUUUUUGCUGCCCUACGUCUUUGGCGCCGAGCUGUGGCCCGACCACCUGCGCACGUUUGGCGGCGCGCUCGGCCAGACGUUCCACUGGCUUUUUAUUUAUGCCAUGAACUACGGCCUGCCGUCGCUGCUCGCCGAGACGCACAACUGGGGCGCGUUCCUCUUCUUCGCGGCCUGCUGCGCCGUCGCGCUCGUCUACGUCUUCUUCAUGGUGCCCGAGACGUCCGAGCUGUCGACCGACGAGAUCGACCGCCUGUUCCAGGGCCCGUGGUUCCAGGCGUACAAGACGAGCCGGCUGAUUCUCGACGGCGUCGACAGCGUCGACGGCGCCCGUGGCGUGGAGGGCGAGGAGGGCGAGGAGAAGCUGGAGGUGGGACGUUGA